AUGCCCACAGAAAGCGGGAGUUGCUCCACUGCUCGCCAAGCAAAACAGAAACGCAAAUCUCAUAGCCUUUCUAUACGAAGAACGAACAGCUCGGAGCAGGAGAGGACGGGUCUGCCAAGAGAAAUGUUAGAAGGACAAGAUUCUAAGCUGCCUUCCUCGGUUCGCAGUACACUUUUGGAGCUGUUUGGUCAAAUAGAGAGAGAGUUUGAAAACCUUUACAUUGAGAACUUAGAAUUGCGUAGGGAGAUUGAGACUCUUAAUGAACGUUUAGCUGCUGAAGGACAAGCGAUCGAUGGGGCGGAACUGAGUAAGGGCCAGCUCAAAACAAAAGCCAGCCACAGCACCAGCCAGCUUUCUCAGAAGCUGAAGACCACUUACAAGGCCUCCACCAGCAAGAUCGUCUCCAGCUUCAAGACCACCACGUCGAGGGCCGUGUGCCAGCUCGUGAAGGAGUACAUUGGCCACAGGGAUGGCAUCUGGGACGUCAGCGUGGCGAGGACACAGCCCGUGGUGCUGGGCACCGCGUCUGCCGAUCACACGGCCCUGCUGUGGAGCAUAGAGACAGGGCGGUGCCUCGUCAAGUACUCAGGCCACGUGGGGUCAGUAAAUUCUAUCAAGUUUCAUCCAUCAGAGCAGUUGGCUCUUACUGCUUCUGGAGAUCAGACCGCCCACAUUUGGAGAUACGCCGUCCAGCUGCCAACGCCCCAGCCUGUUGCUGACACCACUAUAUGUGGCGAAGAUGAAGUGGAGUGCUCCGAUAAAGACGAGCCUGAUGUUGACGCGGAUGUGUCCAGUGACUGUCCUACCAUCCGGGUGCCGCUGACAUCUCUUAAGAGCCACCAGGGAGUGGUCAUAGCCGCUGACUGGCUGGUUGGGGGGAAGCAGGCAGUGACGGCCUCCUGGGACAGAACGGCGAAUCUGUUUGACGUGGAGACGGCGGAACUCGUUCACUCUCUGACAGGGCAUGACCAGGAGCUAACGCACUGUUGCACACACCCCACCCAGCGGCUUGUGGUGACCUCCUCCCGGGACACGACUUUCCGUCUUUGGGAUUUCAGGGACCCUUCCAUCCACUCCGUGAAUGUCUUCCAGGGCCAUACGGACACCGUGACCUCGGCCGUGUUCACCGUGGGAGAUAAUGUUGUUUCGGGCAGCGAUGACCGCACCGUGAAGGUCUGGGAUUUAAGGAAUAUGAGAUCCCCCAUUGCGACUAUUCGCACAGACUCUGCCAUCAACAGGAUCAAUGUAUGCGUCGGCCAGAAGAUAAUCGCCCUCCCACACGACAACCGACAAGUGAGGCUGUUCGACAUGUCGGGCGUGCGGCUGGCGCGGCUCCCCCGUAGCAGCCGGCAGGGCCACAGAAGAAUGGUGUGCUGCUCGGCGUGGAGCGAGGACCACCCCAUGUGCAAUCUGUUCACCUGCGGGUUUGACAGGCAAGCCAUUGGCUGGAACAUCAACAUCCCUGCGUUGUUACAAGAGAAAUGA
Molecule: messenger RNA, 1485 nt
Organism: Puma concolor (puma)
Lineage: Eukaryota; Metazoa; Chordata; Mammalia; Carnivora; Felidae
Source: RefSeq, a predicted model, not a curated record